AAAAUAUCUUAAUGAGAAAUAACAAACGACCAUUUUCUUGCUUCGUCCACGACUUCAAGUUUCCAUCACCCAUUCGUAAUUUGAUUCUCUUCGUCGUGACAAAUCCUUUUCGUUUUUCCUCCGAUCUCAGGCAUUCAAAUUCGUUUCGUCUCCGAUCCGAUCUAUUUAUGGUUGUCUCCUUCUAGUUCCUCCAUUGAAAUUUGAUUCCACUUCCAUGGCGGCGGCACCACUCAAGGCGGUGUCUUUGACCCAUGUCCGGUACCAGAGGGGAGAUCAGCUCGGCCAUUUCUUAGCUUGGGUUUCUUUGGUCCCGGUCUUCAUUAGUCUCGGUGGAUUCCUCUCUCACUUCAUCUUCCGUCGCGAAUUACAGGGUAUGUUCUUCGCGCUAGGGCUUGUAAUCUCUCAAUUCAUAAAUGAAUUCAUCAAGACCUCCGUUCAGCAAGCCCGUCCUGAGACGUGUGCGUUGUUGGAAAUGUGUGAUUCCCAUGGUUGGCCGUCUAGUCACUCUCAGUAUAUGUUUUUCUUUGCUAUAUACUUCACUCUUUUGUCCUAUAAAGGGAUUGGACUUUGGGGUACUGAAAGCAAGUGGGUGUUGAAUCUAUUAGCUUGGUCUUUGGCUCUCUUGACCAUGUAUUCGAGGGUCUAUUUAGGAUACCAUACUGUUGCACAGGUUUUUGCUGGAGCUACACUUGGUGGUCUUCUUGGAGCUUUGUGGUUCUGGUUUGUCAAUUCUGUGCUUUUCUGUUACUUCCCGGCUAUAGAGGAGAGCCAAUUUGGCAGGAAGUUUUACAUUAAGGACACUUCUCAUAUAAGUAAUGUUUUGAAAUUCGAGUAUGAUAAUGCAAGAGCUGCCAGACAAGAGUUGGACUGUAAGUGUGAUUGAUCGAGUUGGAUCUGAUAUGUGAGAAGGGGAACCGUGAGUGCUAUUGAAGAUGGUCUAUGCCUAUAUGUGAGACAGGGUUAGGAAAACACUCGAUGAAACCAGCUUUGUAGACUACUAAGAGAGCUUGGUUGGUGGCUGCCAUGAUAUUUGUGCCCAUAGACAUUAGCUAGAUAGAAACAUUGAUUUGAUCAUCAAAUACUUUGAUUUAUAAAAUUGGUUUGAAAUUUUUAUCACUUACAUGGAUAGAAAGGAACUUUCUCUACUUCAAUAGAUCUAGUUUUGAUAUCAUACUGGAUUGGACUUGGAUAACGUGGUGUGUAAGAGUGGAAUUCAAUUGCCAGAUUGACUAUGCUAUGUGUUUGUUUUUUCUUUUAUACUUCUAUAUAUAUAUAUUCUUCUUUCA
Molecule: messenger RNA, 1286 nt
Organism: Cucumis melo (muskmelon)
Lineage: Eukaryota; Viridiplantae; Streptophyta; Magnoliopsida; Cucurbitales; Cucurbitaceae
Product: lipid phosphate phosphatase gamma
Exons: 2
Coding region: 215-883 (222 amino acids)
Biological process (GO): lipid biosynthetic process; protein N-linked glycosylation
Cellular component (GO): intracellular membrane-bounded organelle; endoplasmic reticulum membrane
Molecular function (GO): dolichyldiphosphatase activity
Source: RefSeq, a predicted model, not a curated record